GCUGCCGGUGAUAGCCGAGCCCGACACGACGUCAUCUUCCACUAAACCCUCAGCAGCUCGUCCUGCCGCCGACCGCAAGGACUGUGCUGCCGGGGCACCUAAUUGCCAUUCUUCAAGAUGGCUCCAAGAUUUGCUUUGACUGUCAGCCCAUCAAUCGCCCUGAGAUUCGGCCGAUUGACGGUGCGACAUGCGAGAAGGUACUCGACGGAAGCCGACGCAGGUCCCUUGAUCCGGGUAACGGAACUGCCCGCACCCAACUCGGGCCAUAUCCGCAUCCUCGAACUCAAUCGCCCAAAGGCGCGCAAUGCCAUCUCUCGUGCUUUGCUGUCUGCCCUUCGUCAAGAGAUUGAUGCCGUCCAUGCACAGUACGAUGCGGCAACGGGGGACGAGAUGCCCCGCGCCUCGUGGGACAAGCGGUUUGGCGGCGUCGCAGGGGACGACCAGAAGGGGCCGACGAGGGCGCUGAUUGUCGCUUCGGCGGUCGACUCUUCCUUCUGCGCCGGCGCAGACCUCAAAGAGCGCAAGACCUUUACACAGGAGGAGACCGCCGCCUUCCUGCUCAACCUCCGCACGACGCUGACCUCGCUCUCGGCGCUCCCGAUCCCCACCAUCUCAGCUAUCUCGUCGCUCGCGCUAGGCGGGGGGCUGGAGCUCGCCCUGGCCACGCACUUCCGCGUUCUGACCUCCAACGCCGUCGUCGGCCUGCCCGAGACCCGCCUGGGCAUCAUACCCGGCGCGGGCGGCACCUACCGGCUGCCGGCGCUGAUCGGCAUCCCCCGGGCGCGGGACCUGAUUCUCACGGGCCGCCGCGUGUCGGCGCCCGAGGCCUACUUCCUCGGCAUUGCCGACCGGCUGGUUGAGAUUGCGCCCGAGAGCGAGCAGCAGGCCAAGGAGUGGGCCGCGCUGGAGGAGAAGGAGCGGGGUAGGGUGAUACUGGACCUUGCAAGACGCACGGCGCUGAGCGAGGCCGUCAGGCUGGCAAACGAAAUUUCAGAGGGCGGGCCCAUCGCGGUCAGGGCUGCUUUGAGGGCAGUUGAGGAACCUCGCGAGACGGUGGAGAAUAGCAUGUAUGAACGAGUUGUCAGGACGGAGGAUAGGGAUGAGGCCUUGAAAGCGUUCGCCGAGAAGAGGAAGCCUGUCUUCAAGGGGAGGUGACGAGGCGACGUUGUGUUUAGGGGGUGACGGUGGGUUUGUGACUGAACGACGGCUUAAUAUAUGGCUGUCAGACCCCUUCUAACCCUCUAGUGGGGUUGUUUCGGCGUUUAAGCUCUGACGUUAGACUAGGGAUGACUGCGAGUGUGUACUAUGGAAUAGUUAGGUGUCAUCAACUCCGGAGCUUGCUCGGCUUCACACUGUCAACUCAUUUCAAAGCGAC
Canariomyces notabilis is the source of this 1375-nucleotide messenger RNA. RefSeq names its product ClpP/crotonase. Gene Ontology annotation, biological process: fatty acid beta-oxidation. The record is from RefSeq and is a predicted model, not a curated record. The transcript is spliced from 2 exons. Gene Ontology annotation, cellular component: mitochondrion. The coding region runs from base 118 to 1155 and encodes 345 amino acids. NCBI's taxonomy places the organism in Eukaryota, Fungi, Ascomycota, Sordariomycetes, Sordariales, Chaetomiaceae.